AUGAUACUGCUCAACUGUUUGAGUCUGGCUAUGAACAAUCCAGGUGUGAAGACAAGCUUCAAACGAGAGGUCCUGGAAACCUUUAUCUUUGCAUUCUUUGUGCUGGAAAUGCUCAUCAAGAUGGUGGCCCUGGGAGUCUUUGGCUAUAACGGGAGUUACCUUAGCAACAACUGGUACAAGCUGGACUUCUUCAUCAACUUUGGAGAGGUGUUGGAUUAUCUCUUGGAUUUUCUUGGGAUCCAUCAACCAAUCUGUCAAGUGCUCGGCCCGAUGCGACUUAUCAGCAGAGUUCCAAGUAUGAGAGACGUGGUGACAAUACUCAUAAGCACUGUGCCCUUUUUUGCAAAUGCUCUCAUCCUCUUCCUCUUCGUCAUUCACAUCUUCAGCGUUGUGGGAGUGCAGUUGUGGGCAGGGCAGCUGCGCAACCGCUGCUUCCUAGGAGAGGACAUCCAAAUGAAGUACAACGUGUCCCUAAGUCCCUACUUUGUGACAAGGUAUGGUGAAAGAAAACCAUUCAUCUGUUCACCUGAGGGCAAGAACGGGAUGCGGCGCUGCCAUGAUGUGCCACCGCACAGCGAGAACGGGCAAACCUGCUCACUGGCUGCUCCCCUGCAUGCUUCAGCUGGGAAUGAGUUAAUCCCUGCAGUGGCUGGGUCCAGUGCGAACAUGUGUGUCAACUGGAACUUGUACUACAAUGUCUGUCGUGCCGGGGAGCGCAACCCUAACAUGGGAGCUACCAACUUUGAUAACAUCGGCUAUGCUUGGAUAACCAUAUUCCAGGUUGUCACACUGGAAGCAUGGACGGAGAUCAUGUUUCACGUCAUGGAUGCCUAUUCCUUUUGGAGUGUUGUGUAUUUCAUAUUCGUCACCAUCAUGGGCUCCUUUGUAAUGAUGAAUGUGUGCGCAGUGGUCAUUGCCACUCAGUUCUCAGACAACAUGAAACAGGAGACCAGAGAGCAGAGUGCUGAUGCUGGGUCUAUUGCACGGCUCACCUGCUGGCUACAGGAGAUCUUGAGUAGAUACAACAGACAUCGUAACCGGGUGCACCCUGAUGGCAGAGACAGUGACAGUGACAGGAGGAGCACUGCUGCAUUGGUCUGGAGACAAUUAACAAGAAAUCUUUCGAGGAAGGUCAAAAGUAAACUCUUCGAAAGAGUGAUCAAGUUAACUGUUUUCCUCAGUGUUCUCACUCUGGCCAUUGAGCAUCAUCAGCAGCCUAAGGAGUUGACACUGUUGUUACAGAUCAGUAACAUCAUCUUCACCAUCACAUUUGUUGUGGAGAUGGUCUUAAAGCUGCUGGCUCUUUCGUGGACAUACUUCAUAAAUCGACAGAACAUCUUAGAAUUUGUCAUCGUUGUCACCAGUGUGUGGAAGAUCGUUGCUGAAGCCAGUGGCACGUUGUCAGUUCUGCGUGCAUUUUGUCUCCUGCGGUUUUUAAGGCUGCUUCACUUCCUUCCUUACCUGAAGAAACAACUACUGGUGCUGAAGAGAACAAUGGGAGAGGCAGCCACACUCUGCACACUACUGCUGUUUGUCAGUUUCAUUUUUGGUAUAAUUGGUAUGCACUUGUUUGGUGGUAAAUUUAACUUCAAGACGCAGCACGGAGACACCAUCACUGACCGUAAGAAUUUCGACACCCUGCUCUGGUCUAUAGUCACUGUGUUCCAGAUUAUGACUCAGUAUCAGUGGAAUUUUGUUCUGUACAACGCUAUGGCCACCACCUCACCAUGGGCUGCUCUCUUCUUUGUUGCGGUCAUUGUCGUGGCAAGAUAUGUUCUUCUCAAUGUACUUGUGGGCAUAGUGGUUCAGAUCUUCCGCGCCAGGCCAUCCACAAGCACCGAUCAAGACGCCUCUCUCUCUCCCUGUGGGUCCUCCAGCUCCAUCCCAGCCAGUCUGACCCUGGAGAACACCCCACAGACAGAUAAAAAGAAAAAUGGCUCUCUCUCUCCCUGGGGACUUGAAGAAGACUCUGCACUUAGAGAUACCAAUGGAGACAAUAGACCUUUGAACUCUAUCCAGAAAAUGCUCCGCUGGUGCAAGGAGCAUAAAGAGUGGUCAUUCUAUGUGUUGUCUCCCCAAAACAGAUUCCGCAUCUCUUGCCAACGUGUAAUCUCUCACAAGAUUUUCGACCACGUGGUUCUGCUCUUUAUACUCCUAAGCUGUGUCACCAUUGCUAUAGAGAGGCCUGGAAUAGACCCUGCAAGCACGGAGCGAAGGAUCCUGAGAAUGUCCCAAUACGUAUUCUCUGCUGUCUUCCUGGUGGAGAUGCUUGUUAAGGUUCUAGCUCUUGGGUUGGUGUUUGGAAAGGAGAGCUACUGCCGGUCUCCCUGGAAUGUUGUGGACGGUUUGUUGGUGAUUUUGUCUUUGGUCCACAUCCUUGUCUCUCUGGUCAGUUCAGAUAAAGAUAACAUGCUUGGCAUCCUCAAAGCUUUGCGUCUGCUACGCACACUUCGCCCACUAAGAGUGAUCAAACGAGCCCGUAAACUGAAGGUGGCGGUAGAAGCUCUGAUAGCCUCGGUUAAACCCAUGGGAAACAUCGUUCUCAUCUGCUGGACCUUUCUCUUUUUCUAUGGCAUCCUUGGGGUGCAGCUGUUCAAAGGGAAGUUCUUCUACUGUGUGGGACAAGACACAAGGAAUAUCACCAACAAGACCGACUGUCUGUCAGCCAACUAUCGCUGGGUACGAAAGGAGUAUAACUUCGACAACCUGCCUCAGGCUCUGAUGUCCUUGUUUGUGAUGUACUCUAAGGAUGGAUGGCUGAACAUCAUGUAUGAUGGGCUAGAUGCUAUUGGAGUAGACCAACAGCCCGUGAAAAACUACAAUGAGUGGAUGCUUCUUUAUUUCAUCCCCUUCAUGAUUGUGAGCAUCUUCCUCCUCGACAUGUUUAUUGGUGUAAUGGUGGAGACCUUCCACCAGUGUCAGCAAGAGCAGAGAAGAAGAGAUGCAGAGGAAGCAGCUCAAGGCCAGUGCAGAGCAGACACACGUGUUUCAGAGCCUCAGCAGAUGCCAUAUUACACUAAUUACUCCCCCUUUCGUCGGUCUAUACACACUCUAUGUACCAGCAACUUCCUGGACCUUUUCAUGGCUGUUAUUAUUUUUGGGAGUGUCUUCAUAAUGGCUUUUGAACAUUACAAUCAACCUCCGGUUUUUGAGAAGCUUGUGGAGUAUUCCUACUACGUGUUCACAGUUUUCCUGAUUAUCGAAGUCCUGCUGAAGCUCGUUGGGAUUGGUCUACGGAGGUUCUUACAAGUCAGUUGGAAUCUGCUGGAUGUCGCCAUUGUCUUGAUUUCCAUCACGAGUAUCAGUUUUAACUUGAUGAAAAUGGCAGACGUGAUUCCCAUCAAUCCCAGCAUCCUGAGAGUCUGUAGAAUACUCAGACUAGGACGAGUGCUCAAGGCCAAAAAGAUACAAGUGCUACUGAAAACAAUAAUCAGCACUUUGUCACAGGUUGGAAAUAUAUGUCUCCUCUUCACAUUCUUCUUUUUUAUCUAUGCCGCGAUGGGAGUGGAGCUCUUUGGAAAGUUAGAAUGCACCGAUGAUUACCCAUGCUGGGCUUUACAUCGCCAUGCCAACUUCAGACACUUUGGGAUGGCCUUGCUCACGCUGUACCGAGUUUGCACCGGAGACAACUGGAGCGCAAUCAUGAAGGACACACUAAGGGCGUGUCGUCCUAAUGAUGACAGCUGUUUGGGCUACCGGUCCCAUCUCGCUCCAUUCUACUUCAUCAGCUUUGUGGUCAUGGCCCAGUUUAUGUUAGUAAACCUGGUGGUGGCGGCAAUCAUGCAAGGUCUGAAGGACAGCUAUGAGUAUGAAGUGUCCUUGAAAGUCAUGGAAAAGAGGAAACAGAAGAAAGAGGUGGAAGCCCGGUGGCCUGCUGUGAGGGAAGCCCUCUAA
Messenger RNA from Plectropomus leopardus (leopard coralgrouper), 3894 nucleotides. The record is from RefSeq and is a predicted model, not a curated record. NCBI's taxonomy places the organism in Eukaryota, Metazoa, Chordata, Actinopteri, Perciformes, Serranidae.